This is a messenger RNA of Microdochium trichocladiopsis, 1320 nucleotides long. RefSeq lists its product as uncharacterized. NCBI's taxonomy places the organism in Eukaryota, Fungi, Ascomycota, Sordariomycetes, Xylariales, Microdochiaceae. Bases 1 to 1320 code for a protein of 439 amino acids. The transcript is spliced from 3 exons. The record is from RefSeq and is a predicted model, not a curated record.
AUGGGUCUUCUUCCCCUCAACUACCGGCGCCCUGCCUAUGUAGGCAAGCAGCAGUUCAGAAACAGCACCACUUCCUUUGAUGAGAAGGGCUCAGUACACUCCGGCCAGUCGGCUUCGUCGGCUGGCAUUCCCGAUGCCCUUGCUUUUGACAAGAUCAUCAAUGGAGGCACCUGCCCACCAUGCACACUCCGGGACUUUAUGAACUACUUGGUAUACAUUGAGCACUCUGCCGAGAACUUGCAGUUCUUCCUCUGGUACAGGGACUACAAGGAGCGGUUCAUGUCGGCCGACACGGCAGAUCUGUCGCUCGCCGGAGAAUGGACUCAAGAGAUGGAAGACGAGACCGUGGCCAAGCUUCAGAAAGACGCCGCCGAGCGGAUGAAGAAGGAGCCGGCGGCGGCCGACAUCUUCAAGGGCACCGACUUUGAAAAGGGUCGUGAUGGCGCCAUUGACAACAAGGACCCCUUUGGCACUCCCCCGAGGUCCGCUCGCAGCGACGACGACCGCUCCUUUGUGUCCGGAGCGCACUCGGCUACGUCCACGCAGCAUACCAAAGCCAGUGAUGCUUUCAAGAAUGCUGGCGUCAAGCAGCCUUUCACCAUCCAGCCUUUCCGGUCCGAGGUUGUUCGUGUCAUUACCACCUACAUCGCGGAGGACGCCCCACGACAGCUGAACCUGUCUGCUCGCGAGCGAAAGGUGCUCCUCACGGCCCUUGCGUACACUACCCACCCGUCCGCCUUCCGCAGCGUCGCCCGCACAAUUGAGAACACCCUUCGGCGCCAGGCCCACCCCAACUUUAUCCGCUGGACCAUCUGCAACGGCAACCCUGCCCGUGUCUUCUUCGCGCGCGGCCUCGGUGUUGGCACGAUUCUCUUGUCGAUCGUCGCUGCUCUAGUCCUCACAUUGAGCAAGGCCGGCCGUGGAUACCGCGCCAUUCCUGCCAUUGGCCUGGUCAUUGGCAUUGCCACGCUGAUUGCUGCGUACAAGGGCAUGUGUGUCGUGCUGCACGGCAUGCAUCACCGCCACGUGCGGCCAUGGGAACUCUUCGCGGAGCACCAGGAAGAGGGCAAGCUUGACCGCAACAAGACGAGCUUUGACUCGUUCAGCUCCAGCAACAGCUACGAGGACGAGCCGUGGGUCGUCAAGUACGAGAAGCGCAACGUGGUUCGCAAGGUCUUUGACCGCGAGGUCUGGAUCCAGGAGCCCGCCCUGCGCACCAUCCAGGAUACCAUCUUUGUCCAGGCGCUGAUCGGUGCGGUUAUCGGUGCCGGCAUUCUCACGGCCAUCUUUGUUGCCGUGCCUGGCGGCAACUUCUUCUGA